CUCUGCAUUGUUUCCUCCUGAGCUUUGUAUUGGUUUGUUUGUUUUUUUUUUCUUGACAACUUCAUCAUCGCCGUGGUAAUGCGCAACCUGCGCUGCUCUCCAACUGCACAUUUAACGUGCCUGGCGGAGCUACGAUCUAUCCAAGGCGAUACCAAGCCUCUGGCUAUCGACCGAUGAGGAUACCAGCCUCAGAAUCUGAGAGCAUCAUCUCUUGGGCCUAGGGCCAGACAGAAGCUCCAGUGCAAUUCCAGCUCGACGUUGGGCAUUGUGUCAACCCACCUGGUGUGGAAAAAAAAUGCACAAUGUACUCUUACAGACCGUUGUGGCGGUCCUCCUUGCUAGUAAAGCAGUUGAUGCCGCUUAUAGCAUAGGAUCAGAUGACGAGAUCAGGGCCUCGGCAAGAACCAUCGCCUACGACCUCAUGAGCUAUUACAGCGGUAACCAGUCGGGUCAGGUGCCGGGGAUCCUGCCGGGUCCGCCGCCCAAGGGCGACUACUACUGGUGGGAAGGCGGCGCGCUGAUGGGCGCCAUGAUAGACUACUGGCACCUUACGGGCGACGCGACCUACAACGACGUCGUGUCCCAGGGCAUGCUCCACCAGGUCGGGGACAACCGCGACUACCAGCCUGUCAACUAUACGGCGUCUCUGGGCAACGACGACCAGGCCUUUUGGGGCAUGAGCGCAAUGCUCGCCGCCGAGGUCAACUUUCCCAACCCGCCGCCGGACCAGCCGCAGUGGCUUUCGCUCGCUCAGGCCGUCUUCAACACCCAGGCGGCCCCUGCGAGGCACGACAAGACUUGCGGCGGGGGGAUGAGGUGGCAGAUUCCGAUUGCGAAUGCUGGAUAUAAUUAUAAGAAUAGUAUUGCGAAUGGUUGUUUCUUCAACAUGGGCGCAAGGCUGGCUCGGUAUACAGGCAACUCCAGCUACGCUGACUGGGCAGAGACACAAUGGGACUGGCUGCAGAGUGUUGGUUUUAUCGACGCAGACUACAACAUCUACGACGGUGCCCACAUAGAAACAAACUGCACCGACAUCAACCGAGCGUUGUUUUCCUACACCUACGGGGUCAUGGUGCUAGGUGCAGCCAACAUGUACAACUUUACCAACGGCAGCGCAAAAUGGGAAGCACGGGUUAAAGGUCUCCUCACGGCAACGUUCGAAACAUUCUUCCUCGACGACGUCAUCACCGAGGUGGCCUGCGAGCCGCACGACUCCUGCACGACCGACAUGCUCAGCUUCAAGGGCUACGUGCACCGGUGGCUGACGACAGCGACGACGGUGGCACCCUUUACGCGGGCCCAAGUCCUGCCCAUCCUGCGAAAGUCUGCCGAGGCGGCCGUGGCCACCUGCACGGGCGGCAAGGACGGGCGCCAGUGCGGCUUCAAGUGGUCGACGAGAGAAUUCGACGGCAAGACGGGCGCGGGCCAGCAGAUGAACGUGCUCGGGGCCGUCACGUCGCUGCUGCAAAAGGCGAGCCAGAGCGCGCCCCUGACCAACAGCACGGGCGGCACCAGCACGGGCGACCCGGACGCCGGCACGGGGCCACAGAUCGACGUCGGCGGCAGGUUCCGCGCCAUCACGGACGGCGACAGGGCCGGCGCGUCGUUCCUCACCAUCGCCAGCGCGAUCCUCUUUUGGGUCUUCUUCUUUUGGUUGCUCUCGGGCAUGGGCGAGGAGGACGCCAACCCCGACGGGGCGGAGGAGGUGAGGGAGAGGAGGAAAAAAGCCAAGGGCGUGGGGCUGCUGCGGCGUCUGAAGGGCGGAUAUCGGGGGGUGUAUACUGGCGAUGAUGGAGGAGGGGAUGUUGACAGCAAGGACGAAAACGAAAAGAGGGGGGCGGCUCGCUUGCCCCUCGCCAGGGGCCGCUUGAAGAGAAGAGCGGGAGACGACAGGCCGAAAGUAAAGGUGCCUCUGCUGCAUAAUUUUUGGCAGCCGGGUAGUAAGGAGUAGCAGCAUCCAGGGCGUGCUAUUGUACAUUCACGGUAACAGUUCCGGGCAUAUAUCUAUCUGUAUUCGUUAUGGAAUGCAUCCGUGGCUUGAGCCUACUGGGAUUCUGG
Messenger RNA from Pyricularia oryzae 70-15, 2058 nucleotides. Its product is annotated as mannan endo-1,6-alpha-mannosidase DCW1. The transcript has 6 exons. The record is from RefSeq and is a predicted model, not a curated record. Gene Ontology annotation, biological process: carbohydrate catabolic process; fungal-type cell wall biogenesis. NCBI's taxonomy places the organism in Eukaryota, Fungi, Ascomycota, Sordariomycetes, Magnaporthales, Pyriculariaceae. Gene Ontology annotation, molecular function: mannan endo-1,6-alpha-mannosidase activity. Bases 296 to 1951 code for a protein of 551 amino acids.